This is a messenger RNA of Rhododendron vialii, 1623 nucleotides long. RefSeq names its product protein trichome birefringence-like 33. Gene Ontology annotation, molecular function: O-acetyltransferase activity. Gene Ontology annotation, cellular component: Golgi apparatus. The transcript has 6 exons. Lineage: Eukaryota; Viridiplantae; Streptophyta; Magnoliopsida; Ericales; Ericaceae. The record is from RefSeq and is a predicted model, not a curated record. The coding region runs from base 152 to 1438 and encodes 428 amino acids.
AAAUUCUCAUCUGACAAUUGCCCGACCAGUAUUGGACCUUGUAUUUAACCUACCACAGAGCAACACAUGUUUACAACGGCUCCCGUAAUGUUUUCAUGAAAAAACAGAAACACAAAAAAUACUACUACUAGUAUUUUCCAGCACAGAACAGAUGAAGACACCGCUCUCUUCUUCCUCUUCACCUGCUGCUGCGUCCUCCUCUCUCCUCAGAAGAGCUCGUCUCUCCCCUUACUACUUCUUCACCUUGUUCGCCUUCAUCGUCUUUGUCGCCAUCCUCUACACCGAAGACUUCGGCUGCAUCUUUAACCGGCUCGACGACUCCGACCGACUCAUCAGAAGAAGUACUCCCCCGAAGAAGAGAGUGAAGUUGCCGUUUUCGGUUGGCGGGACCCCGGAAGCGUGCGACGUGUUUGACGGGAGGUGGGUAUGGGACAAAGAGAAUCGGCCGUUGUACGAGGAAUCGGAGUGUCCGUACAUACAGCCGCAGCUGACAUGUCAAGAACACGGCCGGCCGGAGAAGGACUAUCAGUUCUGGCGAUGGCAGCCUCACGGUUGUUCCCUUCCAAGUUUCAACGCAACAUUAAUGCUCGAAACACUCCGGGGGAAGAGGAUGAUGUUUGUAGGCGACUCUCUAAACCGCGGUCAAUACGUUUCCUUGGUUUGUCUUCUCCAUGGACUCAUCCCCGAAGAAGCCAAAUCUAUGGAAACUAACGGUUCACUCACCAUUUUCAGAGCCAAGGAUUACAACGCAACGAUUGAGUUCUACUGGGCACCAUUUCUUCUCGAAUCAAACUCGGACGACGCAGUCAUCCACAGGAUAUCCGAUAGGAUCGUCCGGAGAGGUUCGAUAAACAAACAUGGACGACACUGGAAAGGAGCCGAUAUUGUGGUGUUCAACACCUAUCUCUGGUGGAUGACUGGGAUCAAGUUCAAGAUCUUGCAAGGGUCUUUCGAUGAUGAAGUGAAAGACAUAGUGGAGCUAUCGACAGAGGAUGCGUAUCGGAUGGGAAUGAAGAGCAUGUUGAGAUGGGUUAGGAAGAAUAUGGAUCCUAAGAAAACAAGGGUCUUCUUCACCAGCAUGUCACCAUCCCAUCAUAAGAGCAUAGAGUGGGGAGGAGAACCCGGCGGAAAUUGUUACAACCAAACAACAAUGAUCCAAGACCCGUCGUACUGGGGAUCCGACUCGAGAAAAAGCAUAAUGCAAGUAAUCGGACAAGUAUUCAGUGAGUCAAGUUUUCCCGUUACGUUCCUCAACAUCACACAACUCUCCAACUAUCGUAAAGACGCCCACACCUCUAUUUACAAGAAACAGUGGAGCCCGUUAACCCCGGAGCAGAUAGCCAAUCCCGUGAGCUACGCUGAUUGUGUUCAUUGGUGCUUGCCCGGGCUUCAGGACACGUGGAACGAGCUUCUUUUUGCCAAGCUUUUUUAUCCGUGAUUGGACAUGAAUUUUGAUAAAAGUUUCUUGUAAUUAGUCUCCAACUUCUGUUUCUUUUGUUUCUUCCGUAUUUCAAGUAAUUGAUUCGAGAUAGGGAGGAAAUACCGAAAGAGAGGAGAAAAAGAAAUGACACAGUGAAUGGUACAAAAAAUGAAAGAAAUAUGACUAAACAGUUUUAAACAAAA